Messenger RNA from Diospyros lotus (date-plum), 1351 nucleotides. Its product is annotated as WAT1-related protein At4g15540-like. The record is from RefSeq and is a predicted model, not a curated record. Lineage: Eukaryota; Viridiplantae; Streptophyta; Magnoliopsida; Ericales; Ebenaceae. Gene Ontology annotation, molecular function: transmembrane transporter activity. Gene Ontology annotation, cellular component: plasma membrane. Bases 89 to 1171 code for a protein of 360 amino acids. The transcript has 7 exons.
GUUGAUUCAUUACUUCUGUAUUCACUCUCAAAUGUAGCUGUUCUUGAAAUAGGGUCGAAAUUGAACUGUUACUGUGUGAAGGAAUAGGAUGGGGCUGGAAGCUUGGCCCUGCGUGAAGGAGGGUUUACCCUUCGUACUGAUGUUGAUGAUGGAGUUUGGCGAUGUGUGCACCACCACUCUAGGCAAGGCAGCAAUGAGUUCUGGGAUGAGCAAAUGGGUGUUCGUUGUUUACUACAAUGCUCUUGGCACCCUAAUUCUUCUUCUCUUUUUCGUCCUUCACAGGCACAGGAGCAAGCAGCCUCCAAUUACUUUCUCCCUUCUGUGCAGAUUCUGCAUCCUUGCUCUAUUUGGGAUUUGUUUUGUGCAGAUCGGCGGAUACGCGGCGAUCGACUAUAGCUCUCCGACCCUGGCAGCGGCCAUGGCUAACCUUGUACCAGCUUUUACAUUCUUGCUUGCCGUCUCUUUCAGGAUGGAGAAAUUCGAGUUGAGAAAAACAAGCAGCCAAGCAAAAGCCUUUGGAGCCAUUGUAGCAAUAUCAGGAGCUUUUAUAAUGAUCUUUUAUAAAGGUCCAUCACUUCUGAUGGCCGCCGCAUCUUCUAAUUUACCUCAUCUGCUUUCUCUGUCACGACAAUCAAAAUGGAUCAUUGGUGGGUUCUUGCUUGGAUUCUGUGGCCUGGUGUACUCAACGUGGAACAUUCUUCUGACAGCAACGGUUAAAGACUACCCGGACAAGGUGACGGUAAUCUUUUUUCAAUGCUUCUUUGGCACAAUCCAGUGUGCAAUUUUCUCCAUCAUUGCUGAAAGAAAUCCAAGUUCUUGGACACUGCAACCUGGCUUGGAGACGACUGCUGUUGUGUUUGCAGCAGUAUUUUCAACUGUGUUCCGAAGCAGUGUUCUGACAUGGUGCCUGGACAAGAAAGGUCCUGUUUAUGUAGCCAUGUUCAAGCCCACACAGAUGGUUAUUGCGCAGUUCCUGGGGAUCAUCUUCCUCGGCGACACACUUCAUCUUGGCAGUGUUAUGGGAGGAACCAUAAUUGCUGCUGGAUUCUACACAGUGUCCUGGGGAAAAGCCAAAGAGGAGGAGAUGGUUGGCAGUGCAUGUACAUUGGAAUCGUCCCCUGAAAACACCCCUCUCCUCCAAGAUGGUGCUGCACAAGAGAGACAGGACUAAAGCUAAGGGCUCCGGUGCCAGUGAGCUUAAGUGUAAGGGGUAAAGGAGACAAUAUGAAAUUCGCUGAUUACACAUAUAUGAACUAGUCUUUUUCAUCUGGGUUUAGAACCCACUGUAAAUAGGAACAAUUUAAAUACUAAUAUGUUAAACAAUGGAAACCCACCAAAGGUUUGAUGACGA